AUCCUUCGGUUAUUAAUAAAAGCUUCUCGUUGGCAACGAUCGAUGUCACUAAAACGAUCGCAAAAAAUUCAAUCAAAAAAGCAAACUCGGCUUUAAUUUUUUUAAAUACACCCGAUUAUGGAUUUCAACCGAUUUGUUUGGAUUUAUCGGACCGAAAAAUAAUCACUCAACUUUGCAAUUUAAUUCGGGAUCAUCCCAAAGGAAAACAUCCGGCGUAUCUUGAAAUUAUCGACGAUACAGGACAAUUUUUAACGAUUUCUCUCGAUUUAAAUAAUCCUGAUAUUAUCCAAGGUUUAAGUCGAAUAACGAAAAAAGCUUGGUUUAUUGGGAUCGAUGCUACAAAAUCGCCUUAUUUCACGAUUUGCUUCCUUUCCGAUUAUAGAUAUAAAAGUGUUAAAAUAAAAUUAAAGCCGAAUACAAUCGAUGAGAUGGCUCAAAUUUUCGAUAAAUAUCGUCCGAGUUACACAAUUUUAAAGAUUUUUGAUUCACGGAAGAGAUGUAACAUCAUUUUUAUUGAUCCAACAAUUCCAAACUUAUUCGGAAAGCUAAUCGAUGUGACCGACACCGUUGAAAUAUUAAAACCAACCCAAGAAAAUGCUUUAACACUUUAUAACCCAAUAAGUAAUCAAUUCAACGAUUUAGAUCUUUCUUCUUCAAAAACUAGGGAGAUUUUAAACGAUUUUGAAGCGGUUUAUCAUCAAUCGAAGCCGUUGACGGUCAUCAAACAUUAUCAUAUGGAUAAGGAAGAUUUCUUUUUUGUUAAUAUCGAUCAAAGAUUUUUGGAUGAGAUUCAAAAUAUCCGCGCUGAUUUAGGAUCACAUAUUAUAACAGAAAAAAUAGAAGCGAUCAAAAACAACGAGGAAGAUUUAAAGAUUAUUGAUCCUGAAUCUUCAAUUCAAUUCGAUACAAUAGACGGACAUUUUAUGGACGUAAAGUUGGAAAUAAGCGAAUCUGAAAAGAUGGAGUGGAUAUCUUAAGAUUAACAUAAAAAACUCAAUAUGUAUUUAUUUAAACAAAUAUUGCAAUUUAUAAAUAAAAUUUAAAAAAUA
This is a messenger RNA of Onthophagus taurus, 1049 nucleotides long. The record is from RefSeq and is a predicted model, not a curated record. Lineage: Eukaryota; Metazoa; Arthropoda; Insecta; Coleoptera; Scarabaeidae.